Oncorhynchus gorbuscha (pink salmon) is the source of this 2623-nucleotide messenger RNA. RefSeq names its product zinc finger and BTB domain containing 14 (gene zbtb14). Lineage: Eukaryota; Metazoa; Chordata; Actinopteri; Salmoniformes; Salmonidae. Gene Ontology annotation, cellular component: nucleus. The transcript has 2 exons. Gene Ontology annotation, biological process: regulation of transcription by RNA polymerase II. The record is from RefSeq and is a predicted model, not a curated record. Bases 16 to 1602 code for a protein of 528 amino acids. Gene Ontology annotation, molecular function: DNA-binding transcription factor activity, RNA polymerase II-specific; RNA polymerase II cis-regulatory region sequence-specific DNA binding; protein binding.
GUUGACUACUUUAAAAUGGUGGAAGGCGUCAAUGGCAAGCUCUGUGCUAAACUGGGUUAUAUCCAUGAUGAGUCUUCUAUCUAUCUCUAUGGUUCUUACGCGCAUAGUCACUCAAAUUCUGCAGUUCCGUGCUGGCGCAGCGCGUACUUCCGCUUAUGCUCGUCCUCAGGCAAACGACACACAAAGUGUAUUAUUCUUUUUGCACUGCUUGACAUUCAUCGGAGACUUUCUCAAGGGACAACAUAUUCUACCACAGAAUAUCAGUCCACAAUGUCAGAAACCGUGAAGUACAUGGAUGACGAACACAAGACCAUCUUCCUGAAAAUACUAAAUGAGCAACGGUUGGAGGGUGAACACUGCGACAUUGCAGUGGUCGUUGAAGACGUAAAGUUCAGGGCCCACCGCUGCGUGUUAGCGGCGUGCAGCAACUACUUCAAAAAGCUGUUCAAGAAACAUGAAGUCGACAACUCCUCAGUCAUAGAAAUUGACUUCAUCCGCUCAGACAUCUUCGAGGAGGUGUUGAACUACAUGUACACAGCCAAGAUUACUGUGAAGAAAAAGGAUGUGAAUUUGCUGAUGUCUUCGGGCCAGAUACUCGGAAUCCGAUUUCUGGACAAACUCUGUUCACAGAAGCGUGAUAUGUCCACUGAAGAAAAUAAUGUCCAUAAUGCCAAACCAUUUCCCUAUGAUAUUGUCAAAAUGGCUCUCCCUACUGAUGACCCUACAUUGGGCCAGGAGAACGACGUGCAGGUGCUAGGUGACCAUGAUGACACUCCCACUGACGACCUUGUGGAAGAGCCGACGGCCAAUCACGACUUGGACAAAUCGCCAAACACGGUGUUGAGAGUGCAGGAGGCCAUUCUCAAAGAGCUGGCCAAUGAGGACGUGCACAAGGUGAGCUGCUACGACCAGGACGUGGAGCCCAUGGACACGGAGCCAAAAGACCUGGCGGGUCACGCCACCACCACACUGACGUUCGCUGACAGCAUCGGCGAGGUGAAGGACGAGCAGCCCCCUGGGUGGUCCACAUCCACGACGGACAUGAAGUUCGAGUACCUCCUCUACGGCCACCGCGAACAGCUCGCCUGCCAGAUCUGUGGAAAGACCUUCAUCGACGAGAACCGUUUGAGGAAACACGAAAAGCUGCACUCGGCAGAACGUCCAUUCAUCUGUGAGAUCUGCAGCAAAGCCUUCACUACACAGGCCCACCUAAAGGAGCACCUGAAGAUCCACACAGGCUUCAAGCCCUACCGCUGCGAUGUAUGUGGCAAGUCCUUCAUUCGAGCACCCGACCUUAAAAAGCACGAACGAGUCCACAGUAACGAGCGUCCCUUCGGCUGCCAGAUGUGCGACAAGGCCUUCAAGCACAAGUCCCACCUGAAGGACCACGAGAGGCGCCACAGGGGCGAGAAGCCCUUUGUCUGCGGCUCGUGCACCAAGGCCUUUGCCAAAGCCUCGGAUCUAAAGAGACAUGAGAACAACAUGCACAGCGAGAGGAAGCAGAUGCCGCCCAGCUCCCUGCAAACUGAGACUGAACAGCUGCAGGCAGCAGCAAUGGCCGCUGAGGCCGAGCAACAACUGGAGUCCAUAGCGUGCUCAUAGCACACAACAUUUGUAUCUCACUUGUCAUGGACAAUAUGAGAAGAAUCUGAGUUUUUCGAUUAUGUUUCAUUUGGUAUUUUCUUUUGGGAGGCCUAAAUACUCCAAUAAUUACAUAGAUUUGAUGUUGAGAAUUUUCCUUGAGGAUAUAGUGGAGUAAGAUCGGAUUUGAAUGCGUUCAUAUAUUUUCAGACUUAUUUCAUGUAAUUUAGGUUUUCUUGCACUGUUCUGUGGUAUGACAUAUUUUUCUUGAUUAUAUUGUAAAUGUUUAAAAUAUUUUGUUUUGGUAGGAAUGAUCAUACCAAAUGUGUUUGUGUAAAUUUUAUGGCAGCCUUAUGGACAAAAAUGCUCUGACUACUGCCUCUACCUGGUUUUGGUUGUCAAUAUAUUAGUGCUGUUAUACAGUACUGGUUUUAUAAUGAAAACUGGAAAUAAAAUGUUUGAUUUGUAAAAUGUAUGAAAAAGAAUGGUUACAAACUACUACAUGUUUGACGGUUAAAUAUUCCAUUGUGUUACACACACACACACACACAAACUCUUAGUGUAAUUGACAUGUACAUUUAGCACAUCAAAAUAUGUGUUGCUUUAAUAAAAAUGCUACCCUCAACUGCCAACAAAUCAUAUCUUUGCAUUAUUUUUGUAAAUAAAUUGUAGCUGUGAUUUGUGCAGACUAUGCUUGCACCGAUUGACAUGCAAGCAUACAGUCUCAGUUGGUAGAGCGCUUGCACCACCAGGGUUGUGGGUUCGAUUCCCAGGACCAGCCAAUAAGUUUGCUGUAAGUUGCUUUGGAUAAAAGCAUCUGCUGAAUGGUAUUAUUAUUAUUAUUAUUAUCCACUAAGUGUACAAAACAUUAUGAACACCUGCAGGACAACUCUGCUUACAGGUAAAGCAUGCAAAUACUUUAUAUGUUGGAUAAUGUUUGUCUACCGAAACAACUAUUCUGACAAUCUAAUUAAACAGUUUAUUCAGCGAAUGUCAAUCACUCCAUCAGUCAAUCAAAGCGUGAUUUAAUUUGUUUGAUUUU